ACUUUGCGUUACUUCUGAUUGGCUGCAGACCUGCUUUACUCCUGAUUGGCUCUCACGACUCAUAUCCCAUAGUGCACCGGGCCCCUUCUUUCUCUCUUUUCGGCCAUUUUCUCCCUGUAGAGGGAUUAAAGCGCCAUGGCCCCCAGCAGGAAUGGCAUGAUCUUGAAGCCUCACUUCCACAAGAAUUGGCAGCGACGAGUAGCCACAUGGUUUAAUCAGCCUGCUAGAAAGAUCCGGAGGCGCAAGGCACGUCAAGCCAAAGCCCGGCUGGUAGCUCCGAGACCCAUCGCUGGUCCUGUUAGACCGGUGGUUAGAUGUCCAACUAUCAGAUAUCACACAGUGCGACUUGGCAGAGGCUUCAGCCUUGAGGAACUGAAGGCUGCUGGCAGCAACAACAAGGUUGCCCGCACUAUUGGCAUCUCUGUGGAUCAUCGUCGCCGCAACAAGUCUACAGAAUCCCUGCAGACCAAUGUGCAAAGGCUUGAGGAGUACCGCUCCAAAUUGAUAAUCUUCCCACGUAAACCCUCCGCUCCCAAGAAGGGAGAUGGCUCUGCUGAAGAGUUGAAGGUUGCCACCCAGCUGAAGGGAACUAUCAUGCCAGUCCGCAAUGUCUACAAGGAAGAAAAGCCAAGAGUUAUCAAAGAGGAAGAGAGGAACGUCAAAGCCUUUGCCAGUCUGCGUAUGGCAAGAGCGAAUGCUCGACUCUUCGGCAUCCGUGCCAAGAGAGCCAAGGAGGCUGCAGAACAGGAAGUGGAGAAGAAAAAAUAAAACUUUGAACUGUUAAUAAAAUGUUCUCUAAUUCUUGA
Hyla sarda is the source of this 806-nucleotide messenger RNA. RefSeq names its product 60S ribosomal protein L13-like. Gene Ontology annotation, cellular component: cytosolic large ribosomal subunit; ribosome. Lineage: Eukaryota; Metazoa; Chordata; Amphibia; Anura; Hylidae. Gene Ontology annotation, molecular function: structural constituent of ribosome; RNA binding. Gene Ontology annotation, biological process: translation. The record is from RefSeq and is a predicted model, not a curated record.